GCAAAGAUGUCGGUAGUGAAGGAGAUAGUUCUGUAUUUUCAAAAAGAUUUGUAUUGCAAAAUAACCGAGAUUGCUCCUAAAAGGGGUAGUGCCAAUGAAUAUCUUCAAUGAGAAUGAAGAAAGUUUCGGUGGCUGAGGAAAACAAUGGAAAAACUCAAGGAAAAGAGGGAAGCAAGCUUAACAGGUCCUCUAUGCAACUUGCAAAUAGAGUGGAUAUUCAGCUGAGGUCUGCAGUGGAAUGGCAAGAUCUUUUUCAUCCAGAUGCUGUUGUAUUGCGACAGAGGCUUAGAGCCCAGUGCGAAAGCCUUAUUCUUCAUCAUUCCAAGGAAUAUGGCCGUAGGGCUGAAGAACGACUAUGGAGAAAGGUCUUCUACGAUGUCAUCCAGAAGCUCAGGAACCAUAGAAAGAUCCAAGAGGGUGAUACCCUUCCUCUAGAUGGAGUUCUCCGCACCCAUCUGUCCUCUGCAGCUGGAUAUUAUUACCACCUGUUGACUCAUCUUCAGCGGCGAUAUCACCUUGCUGUUGAUGGUAUAUUGUCUUGGGGUUUGCUAUCCAGGCACCAAGCUGAAAAUCAGGAUGAAGAGGUCCAAUCCUGGGCAGUAAAAGCCUGUCAACGCUGUCUCAUAUUCCUUGGAGAUAUUGCACGGUAUCAAUCAGACAUUGAAGGAGAAGAUGCUAUUAAACUUGCUGAGAGGUUCUACUCUGAAGCAGCUCUCAUUAAUGUUGACAUAGGCAUGCCUCAAAACCAACUUGGAACCCUUGCUGGCACGAAAGCUUAUGGCUGUGAGGGAGCCUAUUUUUACUUACGCUGUUUGUUGUCCAAGGAGGUGUUUGAUGGUGCUGAAGGAAACUUGCUGAGAAUUUUUGAAAAGAACCGUUCCAUCCUGCAUAGGAUUAAAGAGUUGCCUUUGGAUGAGCCCAGACCCAAAGAAAGAUUAAAGAGGUUUCUAGUGUACUUCUUGUACCUCCAAGAUGUGUUGUACCAGCAUGAGAAUUCACCCGAGAUAAGCAGUGAAGACAUAGGUCAUCUUUGCCAGUCAGUAUUACAGGACUUCAGUAGUGUCCUAUCUGUAGAUCCAGCCUCCUCCACUCCAAGCCACAACUCAUCACUAGAAAAUGGUCUGAUUGCUGCUCAGGAAAAUGGCGGUCUGGAGCAUGACGUCACUGAAGACAUCGAUGACGUCAUAAGCAGCUCGCUUAUGGUGAAGCUGGUUGUCAUGGCGAUUGCAGCUGUGACCAGACUACAGUCAAAGGGUUCUCAAGAGUCGUCGGUAGCAAUAGCGUUCACUUUAGCGUUCUUGUCUCUUCUUCUUCAACACUGUAUUUCGUCGUUAGAGAUUUACUUAGCUAAAGAACACUCCAACGCAGAACACCAAGUGAUGAACGGACCAGCAAAUGCUGUGCUCUCACACAACGGGCUGAAUUCGGAAAAGUUGUCGAAACACGAUAAUUCCGUGACAGGAAUUACAGCGCAAAGUAAUUUAAACCGAAACAAAGCAAUCAAGAACGUCUUGAAACAUCGGCGACGAAGGAGGAGGCGAAGAAAUAUCGAUUACAGCUUUGACAGCUACAGUGGCAGCGGAAGUGAUUUGGAGGAGUCGGAAGACAAUGAAGAAGACGAAGACAGCGACUUGAGUGAAGGCGGAGAAAUGGACGGGGAGCUGGAGGAUUUGGUCAGCGAUGAAGAUGACAGUGAAGAUGUUUAUGUAGAAAGUGAAUCGGACGAAGAGGGUAGUAACACUGGAUCCCUGCCAAAGGCGAUGUCCACGGCUGCAAAUGGACGACAUCUGAUGAAGGAAACACAGCAUAAACCCGCAGACAAGUCGCUUUGUCAUCAAACUGCUUCAGACAAGCUGGGGUUUAGAGCCAGUCUAUUGGGACAGAAUGGGAUUUCAGUGGGGAAAGUUUUCAGGCCUGAUCUGUUCAGUGAUGUGAGCGACGCAGAAACAGAGUCUUCAGUGGCCUCAAGAGCUGAAAUACUUCGAGAUUGUGUAGAAUCCAACUUGCUGAAGGCCAUAGCCAAUCAGAAGCUCUUACCUGCCAUCAAGGUGAUGACUGACUGGCUGCGACUCAACGGAGAACUGGUGAUGACUUGUGUUGAGAGCCUCAGCUCCCUGUGGUCAAGACUGGCUGUUCUACUGAACAAGUUUCCAUCGCCAGAGCAAAUGAUUGUUGCAGUUCCAUUAACAAGACUGCAAACAUGGCAAAGUGUUCUUGACGAGCCGCUCGAUAAGGACUGGGUCCAAACACGUGGUCUACCAGAAGACAUGUCUCUGUUAGGAUUUACUCCACUGACCGCUAUACACAAUAGGCUCGACAGGAAGUGGAGCAGGCUUACGAGGGACUGCUACUAUCUUGAGGCUGCAGUUCGAGUUCAGUGUUUGAGAAGCUUUGGAAUGAAGGUGGCUUCUACUCAGGAGCUUAGUUCGUUCGAUUGGGACCCGAACACACAUCAGUUUGUUGGACCUCAGCAGAUGGCGGAACGAGAACAAAUGAUGGCUGUUGAUAAACGACCCGCAGCACCGCCUGUGGGAGAUCAUGAUAGACGAGCUAGAGUGAUGAAAGUGAUGGCGCAACAGUUAUUACAGUCGGAAGUGGCUGAACUAGAGAGCACCCUUAACGCAGCUCCUAAUGAUGGACCAGUUUAUGUUGUUCCUGAUGCUAUGGCACUUUGUACUCAGUUACAUCUGGUGCGAAGACUGAUCGCCUCGGAGAAACUUGUGGUCAUCAUUCCUAUCCAAGUAAUUUCUGCGCUUGACGAUCUGAAAAAGUAUGACAGUGGUGCGAGAGAGGCUACUAAGUUUUUAGAGCAGGAGUUUAAAAAAGGCAACAGAUGGAUUAGAGCUCAAAAAGAGAAUGAAACCUUAGACGGACAACGGAGGCGCGGACGUUAUGAGGACGUGGCAGUGUGGCGUUUCAAUCAAAUCGUCAGCUGUUGUCGCUUCUUCCUGCGUCAAACUGGCAAGGGCCUCGUGACUUUACUAACCGGAAGUACCUCGUAUGAGGCUCCAAAGCGAGGCCAAAGAAAGGGUGUGACCUCUAGUGGUACCCAGGCUACCCCAGAAGCAGUGGAAUUUGCGCGAAGCUACGGAGUCAACGUGGAAUCUCUUCGCGCGUUCUGUGCCCGGUUCUCCAAGCAGUAUAAGGCAGUUACGUGACGUUUCGUGGAAAUCCAGAUGUUCUGGAAGAGAUAAAGAUAUGAUGGGUUGUGCACCUAACCCUAAACCCCAACCUAAAAUGUAGGGCUGAAAAACAACAUGACCCAGCAAUACCAACCUAGCCGGGUGCAGUCUAUAGAUAAAGCAAACCACCACAGGGUAACCAGCUUGUUCCCUAUUGCUUAAGGAGAUGUUUAAGUGUAACCUUUCAAGUAUGGCACCCCUUUCCAAGAUAACGUUCUAAAAAUUGUAGACGAAUUUCAUUUCAGCCUUUAUAAAGGUGUGUGCGGCUUUCAUUAGCUGUUACAGCUCGCAAUUUCUGUGUUUGAAGCAAAACGUUCGGUUGUCAUUCGGCCAUCAAUGGCCAUACCCAUCAUGUAAGACAAAUCCUAUCUUCCUGCCUUCUCGACUUAAAUUUGUAUUUGAAGUAACAACUGUGGGAGGGUGGGGUCGUGAGUGAUUGGUAUUGAACACUAAGUUGUUGCAUCUCGAUAGAAGUCGGUUUGACCUCCGCCGAUUAUCUCGGAUUUUGUCUGAAAAUGUCAGUAAUGAAGGUAAAAGUUAAAAUAGGUAGACCAUGAUUUAUUGUGUUGGCUCUCAGCAAUCUUCAUUAUUAAGUGUUUUCCAAAAUGUUUCACGUCAUGACGGUAGAUAUGUUACGCAAACACACUCGUUGCUGUCAAAAUUACGCUUUGUUGCUAAAUGUGCGCAGCUAAAUGUGCGUAAUAGUAUGGUAGGCAUGGGUAAAAGUACCUCCAUUUAUUUUCAUGAAUAACUUGGACCAUUAGAAACGGUUUUUCCUUAUAUUUAAAGGUGAUGGCAUACUGAUCCAUGUGAAAUGUAUUGGAACCCAGCAUGAUUAGUUUGCUUGGAAAGACACGGUUUGAAAACCUUCCUGUUUGAAAAGUUUUUCUUUUGCACACUAUUUGAUCAUGGGGCAUGAUUCGACGUUGCUUGAUUGAUUCAUUUCACGCGCUUUAAAAGUAAACAUCGAGCAGAUAAGUAGUAAGGUGGCCGAAUAAGAAAAUGUUAGAUCUUGAAAGGUGUCAAAAAUCGACGUUGCAUUGAUGCAUUGUAGAGACAAUUAGUGAAUCAAUAAAUGUGUUUUCUUGGACAAUCACUCUUUUAUCUCAUGAUUAAAACUGAGAAACAA
Messenger RNA from Pocillopora verrucosa, 4311 nucleotides. RefSeq names its product nonsense-mediated mRNA decay factor SMG5. NCBI's taxonomy places the organism in Eukaryota, Metazoa, Cnidaria, Anthozoa, Scleractinia, Pocilloporidae. The record is from RefSeq and is a predicted model, not a curated record. Gene Ontology annotation, cellular component: telomerase holoenzyme complex. Gene Ontology annotation, biological process: nuclear-transcribed mRNA catabolic process, nonsense-mediated decay. Gene Ontology annotation, molecular function: protein binding; telomerase RNA binding; telomeric repeat DNA binding.